AUGCACUGCCGGUCGUCCUACGGCAUUAAUACUUCAUUUCUUUCUGCUCGUCCCGGUUCUAUUACAAGUUCAAAUAAUAUAACUUAUGUUUCUUCACCUUAUCAUCAUUAUGAUCAAACAUCACCUCCACCAGCAGAAGCAAGGCGUCGUCGUCGAUUAGAAGAUCCAAUAACUACUUAUGCUUCAAACUAUUAUGUUACGUUUCCUCGUCAGAUGUCCCAGUCACCAUCACAACAAGCUUCAUUACUUCCAUUACAAUAUUCUUCGUUAUCGUCAUCUCGUCAACAAUAUCACCAAUCAAAUCAUAAGAAUAUUUAUUGUGAUCUUUUUAAUUUACUUGAACGUCCUUCUUCACCAACACCAUCAUUAAUUAAACAAAGAAAAAAAUAUGGAUCUAAUGAUUACAGUCCAUGUCGUCAUCAUUGUCUCAUGGAUUUGAAAAAUUCUCAUACAAAAGUAAAAUGUACUAAUGAUCGAAAACGUCGUCAUAAAAGAUAUACUUAUAAUAAAGAAAAUAAAUGUCAAGAUGAUAAGUUAUCAUCCAUCGAGCAAUAUGAUUUACCAUCAGAAAAAGCAAAAAAAAUUAAUGAUAUUUAUCAACGACGUUCAUCAAAGAGAGGAUUCUUUCGACGAUUGGUGUACAAUUAUUUUUGUUUAACCUCAACACUUGCUAAUAAAGGGUAUUCUAGUUAG
Molecule: messenger RNA, 693 nt
Organism: Rotaria sordida
Lineage: Eukaryota; Metazoa; Rotifera; Eurotatoria; Philodinida; Philodinidae
Source: the annotation of a GenBank genome assembly